UCAAGAUUCUCAUGUUUACGCUUAUGCGCCUAUGCAAAAGUGUGUGCUCUCCGCUUAAUUCGUUAUUUACCGGCUUUUCACAAGAGGUCGGAGAUCUGCUGAUCCUAACCUCGAAUACCCGGUGCCAUUCAAAGCGACGAAGAGGAAGAGAAGAGUCUUGCUGAUCUUUAAAGUAAAGUUAAAAUUAAUUAUAAUUAGCUCGAGCUUAAAUAAAUGGAUCGUACCAGUGUAGGAAGUUCAUUAGGAAGGAUGAUAUCCUCUCCUAGAAAACGAAUUUCGAUGGUUCAUUCAUUGAAGAAAAACAGUUCUUCCACAAGUGUAUCAGGGCGUACAAAUCAGUCUAUACAAGUAAUAUGCAGAACACAGAGUCAUACAGUAGAAAGUUUUGGCUCUCCACUGCCAGUUUUAGUUACUGAGGCAUUAACAUUUGUGGAUCGGAACACAACUGUCAGUGUUAAUGUGUCCGAAGAUGGUUGGGCUUGGCUGGUGUAUGGUCGCAAACUACUUGUAUGGCAAUGCAAAGUCAAUAUUCAUGAUCCUAAGCAGAGAAGAACCUUCAAAACACAGUGUCGUGAACUGUUGUUGCCUCAAAGUGAUUUGGCACAUAAAGCGAAUUGUAUCGCAGUUUGGGUACCUUCUAAUCAACAGGUACCUAGCUGCAUGGCAGUCUCUCCAGAAGGAGUGGUACGUUUCUGGGCUAGUAUAGCACACGAAGGAUCUUCCGUAGAGACCAGUGCUGAGCUCGCAGGACAAGAAGUGGGUUGUCUUAUACAUGUACCAGGUCAUGGGUGUAUUCUGGCCACGACCACGUGUACAGUGGCGUUAUUACAGCCGCAGUAUAGUAAUGGAAAGAACAAUAUCACCUGCCAGGUACUUCGAACAAGCCAAGGAUGGUUCGGUGGCAUAGGUCGUAGAAUGACCUCCCUUAUCUUUGGCGCGAUGCCACAAUCACCCGUUGCAGAAACAAAAUUGGUGAAGGUCACCUGCACGUCGCUAAGCGAGGGAGGCUCCAGAGUCCUUAUCCUCGCUGGAUCUUCUUUGCAAUAUUGGUUCUUUUCUCCCAACGAGCAGGAAAAGAUGGAGUUCGACGAAGACAUCACUCACAUCGUUCAACAGGCGUUCCAGAGAAAGAUUUGGGAAUCCAGCCCUCAAAGUAUGGACACGUGGUUCAUCGAUAUGCAAACGUGCGACGAAGGAAUAGUCCUUUUAAUGGCAGCUUUUGCCGACACAUUCGUCAUUCAAUUUGCUCUUGGAUUGUUACCUUUGGUCGACACGACGCUGUCGCAUUCAUUCAAAUGGUUCAUACCGAUCAAGAUAGAUCCGUUAUUGUUCUAUCACAACGAUAUAGAGUUUACGCUGAUGUCCUAUCACUUUGUGCUAUGUGGCUGGGAGGCAAUUAUAUACAACCAGCACAACGUACUCGUCAUCAACACCGCGUCCGAGAUCGAGCAGGAUAAGAUCGAUCUGGUGAGAGGAGGCGAGGACAGUAUAUUAGGUGGCGCGAUUUGCUCGGCGACUCCGGUGCUGUUUACAAAGAGCGUCGGCCUCGUCUCCAUCGUCCCGGUGGACUUUGCGAUGCAGGAUUUUAGUUAUGCGGACGCCAGUACUACCAUGAGUAUGGAUUAUAGUUACAAGGUGAAUCAGACGCAUCAUACGGCGCAGAACUUCUCUACUCUCAUAAGCAAUGACGAACUUCAAGAUAUGUACUGCAGCUCUGAUGCGACUAUGCAGCUGCGUGCCGCGUUCCUUCUGAGUCUGCGCCAGAAUAAAGUACAGUGCAAUGAGAUUCUGUCUCAGCUCUUCUCUUUGCAAGAGGACCCGGUGAUGGACGUCGAUCCCACCCUUGACACCCUCGUUCUCAAGGUCGCGAGGGAUCUGAUCGACGAUUAUCCGGCGAACGAUCCGAGAUGGACGAAUCACAGGGAUCUGUCUGUGACGAUUAACGCGAUCACCUCUAUGCAGAUACCUCAUCAACUGGAGGGUAAGCAGGACGCGUUGGAUCUCUUCGACAUGUUCCUGAAGAAGUGCAACUUGUGGAGCAAGUUCUGCGCGGUCACCUGCAGAGGGACUAUCAUGUCCACCUCUUACGUGCUCGGCGAAUACUCGGAGAAGGUGGUCGCGGCGUUGACCUUGUACAAUUUACAAAACAGAUACCCCGAGGUCAUAGACCCGGUCAUGGAUCAGACAUUGAAGCAGAAGGAAGCCCGUUUAUCCGACGAGCUCACGGCGCGGGAUAUCUUCUACCGCGAAGUGAGCACGGUACACCUGUUCCUGCUGACUUUGGUGGAGAACGCGUGCGAGAUCGCGCAAUCCGAGAGACCCCUGCAACAAGUCGGGCAGUACAUCGUCCAGAUCAACACUAUCCUGUUGACUGUACUGUACGAGGUGGUGAAAUAUCGUCAGUAUAACGCCGAGCGCUUCGUUCCCGCGAAGUUCUCCAACGAGACCGAGUAUCUACCUUGGACGGCGGCGCCGGGCAAGGAUGGCUUGAGAAAUUGUCUUAACACGAUGCAGGGUAUCACUCUUAAGUACGGCAUAACCGGCACCGGCGAUUCCGCCAUCAAGAACGAACUGUACGAGCAACUGGUCAGCUUGAUCGACCUGAUCCUGGACGGGAAGAAAUGUCAUUUGGAGAGCAUUCGCGGUACGGAGAAGUUCGAGGUGCUCUUGAAGCAGUACGAGGCGGAACGCGCUAAUCUUAUACAGCCGCUGAUCAAGGAGGAGCAGUACGACAACGCCGCGAUGCUGGCCGAGAAAUACUGCGACUUUCCCUCGCUCGUGCAGAUCUGCGAGUUGACCGGCAACAAGAAUCGGCUCGACGGCUACGUGGAGAAAUUCGCGGCUCAGGACUUCGCCGGUUUCCUGUUCUCUUGGUACAUAAAGAACGGACGUCAGGGACAGCUGAUCGAGAGAUGCAGACGCGGUGGGACUGCGGAACUGACCGAGAAGCUGUCGGAACAUCCCACCUUGUCCUGGGUACAAGCGGCGUUGACCGACGAACUGCAGCUGGCCGCGAAUACACUUCUGGUCCUGGCGGCUCAGGAGUACGAGCUGAUAGUACGUAAGAAGUCGAUGCUGUCGCUGGCCAAGCUGGCUCUGCUCGCGUCGGAUGAGCUGGAAGACAAGGUAGCGGAAUGCACGAGGACCAUCAAUAACGAGCUGACUCUCGUGGCUUACCAGGAGGAUCUGCCGGCGCAGGUACUCGCCAUGUACGGUUACGACAUCAAGAAUCUGCGGGUGCUCGCACCCAGGGAACUGAUUAUGCUGUACACUUCGAGCGACAACGCUAUAGCCAACGAGUACGAUUUCAAGAAGGCUUUGGACUUGCUCGACUACGUGGAAAAUGAGGAGGAUAGAUUGUCCUUAAGAUUGCAAAUCUGGGCGCGCGCCGCUCGGCGAAAUCAGUGGGACACCAUAGAGAAUAAUCCCGAGCAACAGGUGCAAGAAACGCUUUUCUUCAAACUGAUGGAUCUUACGUAUUUCAUGGGUGGAAAAGCGGAUGAAUUUCUACCAUGCAUCGACAUGCUUCUGAAAGAAUCGGAGCUUGGAGAACUCGCUACCUCGAACAACUUUCAGUUUCUUAUAAAAUUGAUAUACGAGUACGCUUAUCGAAAUUAUUAAAUGAGGAAAAGCUAUUCAUGAGGAUAAUAAUUUGUAUUUUGUAUAACAAAGUAACGAUGUUGAAUAGCGAAGCGGCAGUAUUAUGUGAUAUAUUUUAGCUUUUCUCACAUUAAAUUCAUUUAUAGUUAUUUAUAUUAUAAUGUCAAUUAUUUUUAU
Molecule: messenger RNA, 3777 nt
Organism: Nylanderia fulva
Lineage: Eukaryota; Metazoa; Arthropoda; Insecta; Hymenoptera; Formicidae
Product: nuclear pore complex protein Nup133
Biological process (GO): protein import into nucleus; transcription-dependent tethering of RNA polymerase II gene DNA at nuclear periphery; poly(A)+ mRNA export from nucleus
Cellular component (GO): nuclear pore outer ring
Molecular function (GO): protein binding; structural constituent of nuclear pore
Source: RefSeq, a predicted model, not a curated record